GUGUGAAGGGACGAAUCUAAACUGCUCCCGGGCUAUACCGAGGCCCCCAGCCUGAGGGUACAUGGGGCAGUCUGCAACACCCUCAGCUACUAACACGCUCUAUCAACACACACGUGGAAUGAACAGGAGUUUGUAGUCAGGUACUUCUACGCAGUGUUAAAAGAUUGGACAAGCAUUUGGAAGUUUGGUGCUUCUGAAUAAAGCGAGAGGAGAGUAGACAGAUGUUUGUCUGUCAUACUUCUACCAGCAAACGGAUAACCGACACUUUGUAUGUGCCGUCUCCCGGGGACUGGGUGUCAUAACGUAGGUCUAAUGCGGGACCACUUCAAUGACAGACUACAUCAGAGUGCGCUACGAAAGAAGGUUGGAAUACCUUGUGAAAAACAAGGUUCUAUAAUCUUCGUUAACACAUACGCGUGGAGUUUGGCAACACCUAGUGGCCUGAGUUCAGUGUGAACUAUAACUCGCUAGCGCUCCACACAUGAUAGCUGUUACCUACGCAAUGGGAUUGGUUUAUGUCAAACGUUUUGCAUAACUGUCGGAAAUUACCUUAUGUUUAUGUGUCAGCGUUACCCUCAAUAGUCCUUGGGAAACAAAGCUGGUCUCAGGUGAGCGUUCGCCGCUGUCGGCACGGUUUGAAGUUUACGACGGACAGCUAUGUGCGAGACAGUGCGGGCCGAAAGGACAGCUGAGCCGGGACAAAGGGAUAAACCGAGAGACCGUCCCGCUCGACGGUCGGUGUGCCUGGGGUGAAACGAUUUGAGGGGUCAUAAACGAUUUUAGUGCGGUGUAAAUUGGAGCACAUGACAAUAUACGACCACAUAAUUCUACGGAAUGGGACACAGGACAGACCAUUGUAAGAAGAUUUAAUCAUUGUGUGUGAGUUACAACUAGCUGUUUGCGAAGUCCGACGUGGUAUAUAUACCAUACGUACAUCAACCGCUCCUCUCAAAAUGCCCUCAGUGUGCGAGUGCAGGCAAGGUAUAGGGAUUCAACCGAGGUGUUUUAUAUAAAAAAAAGUAUGACAGGCAAAAUAGCAAUGAUGACAGGCCUAGCAUUCACCUUUGGUGUGGUUGUAGGUGUGUUAUUUCAUCUGCCAGGGACGACUAGCCCGUCAACGUACAGAACUGGGUUUGACAAGGAGAGGUACGGCUCGCCCCGAAUUUUAAACGCCUGGAGGGAAGGCCUCUCUUCUGGGGAGAACCAACUCGCUGGCGGACAGUACUCUUCAAACAGUGACCGAAGAAGAAAUGGGUCUGGCUUCAGAAGUGACUCGGGUAUCCCAGGAAUUGUUCUGGGGUUGAAGAGAAUGCCCGAACCCUGGGAAGACAGCGUAAACACGGAUUACAAUGACAAGGGCUUUAUUCACAGUCGUAACAAGCCCAGGUCAAACAAUUCUGAAUCCGCAAACUCCGCGGUCAUCGGCAGCUAUCAUAACAUGGACUCAUUGGCAGCAGCAUCUCUGCUCAACGUAGAAGACACAGCAGUAACAACAACAACACGCUCAGGUGGCGGGAAAGAAAAAGAAGUUGUGCGCAGUAAGAUUAUGUCAGUUUUGAAAGACAUUAGAGUUGUGCAGCUGGAAACAGAUUCUCUUCUAAACGACAUCGCCAAGCGACGAUCUCAAUCUGGAAUAGACUUGGAUUCUGGAUACAGUAAUGAGGGUGUUCCAGUUCAGCGAACGGACUCCAGAUAUGACAGUAUUAAAUCGAGGAAAUCCGAGGAGGAAUCAUCAAAUAUUUUAGAUGAAAUCGCCGCGAAGGGAACACCCAUGGACAACAAUGUGCGGAAUAACAGGGCUAGGGAAGCUGUUGGCCUUGGGGAAUCGACACAAGGCGAGCUCCCAAGUGAUCGUCAACUGACUGACAAUAGAGUACGUCCCUCCGAGGAUCAGCAGAGCAAACCUGUUGACAUUGUCUCCGGCGUCUUCUGGUCGGAGGAAUUAGAAAACCUCUGUCCGAAGGGAUUCAGGGAUGAGGUGUACGACCAGUGGCGGGAGAAGAUGGCGGACACCAGCGUAGUGGCGGUUACAGAAGGGUGCGGUCGCAUGCAGAACCGUCGUCUGACGUUCCGGGAUUCGUCGACGGCCUGUGCGCGCUAUCGUCCCAACACUGACCAAAUCCAAGGGGAAAUCUACUCCUAUUACCUGAGUAGAUUAUUACGUAUUAACAACGUCCCUCCUUCCAUCCUCGUCCCGGUAAGAGUUUCAGACAAAAUCUGGGCUGGCGUUGGCCGUGAGAUCGCCAUGUCUCAUUGGGGGGAGGAUAAACUCGUAGUGCUCACGAAGUGGAUUGAUGGUCUGGAACCUGCCUACAUUCCAGCCGAAUUGAGGGGAAUGGCGAAAAGUAUCCACCCUCACGAUGUGCAAUUGCUUAAUAAAAGCAUUUCAGAAUUGUGCGAACUUGUGCAGUGGUCAGAUUUAAUCAUGUUCGAUUAUCUGACGGCAAAUUUGGACAGAAUUGUAAAUAACAUGUUUAAUCAACAAUGGAACUCUCAGAUGAUGUCUUUCCCCGCUCAUAAUUUGCAUAAAAUCAAAGACAGCAAUAUCCUUGUUUUUCUUGACAACGAAUCUGGCCUGUUCCACGGCUAUCGUUUGUUGGACAAAUAUUCCAAGUAUCACGAGGAAUAUAUAUCUUCUCUGUGUGUGUUCAGAGAACGGACUGUUCGCGAAAUCGAGAGAUUGUUUCUGGACGAUAGCCUUGAGCGCGAACUCAACCAGCUGCUGAAUUCAAACGAAUCUCAGGAGGAAAAUUUACCACCGAUGCCAGAUAAAAAUAUUCAGAUUUUAAAACAACGCCUACAGGACGUUUAUGAACAGAUUCAAAAGUGUCAAAGAAUUACCCAGAGAUAGUAUCUUCUUAAUUUAACCUUUUCUUAAAAUUCUAUGGAAUAUUAUUGUGGACUCGUACAUUGACACAGUGUGACAUUCCUGGAAAUUGGAAAAUGUGUUGGGCGCACAUGUCAUGUGAAAAGUGCUAUGUACAAUCUAUAAAGGAAAUCAUGAUCACGUCGAUCUCUUUUGUAUGCACAUGUACACAAUUCUGUAAGGAGACAACCCUUUAAAGACGCAAAUUCUGGACAUUAUCUGGUAAUAUCCACUCCAGUAAUUAAGAAUCUUUCUUAUUGUUAAGAUGGCAGUCUCUAUUACAUUAUCAAUCUGUUCAUAUUCUUGUCAUCCAGGUGUGUUCUGAUUCUUUGUGUCACAGCACGAAAUUAUAGAGUAAGCCUGCUGACUUUGGUAUAUACUAUUACAGUAUCUGAAUUAAAGACAUGGUGAAGAUAUUUGUUUGUACAGGAAUUACAACAAAUCACUUCAUAAUUUCUUGGAAUUUUUUUUACCAUCUAAUCGCUCUGCAGUUUGGACUGUAGUACACAAUGGCGAUCAGUGGGUGAAAAUCAUCAGAAGCUGUAUAGGAGAUUUACUAUAAAUCAUAAAAAAUUAUAUAUAGCAGGGUGAUCAGUUGAUGAAACAUCCCAUAAAUGUAUAGGUUAUUUACCGUGAUACUUGUGAAGUACAGCCCACAGUUGUCUCACAGAAAGUGGGAUUUUGCUCGUUUUAGUAAUUUCAAAAGGACAAACUUGUGCAACAUACCUUCCUCGACUCAAUGAGUUUAUGCCUAUGUACAUGUGAGGAAUGAUUGCCAACGUAAAUCGUCAGCAACUUUCGUCAGUGACACAUGGGAGUAAGAAUGCAGCAAGUUCGUGCAAAUGACUUAUUUUCAUUCAUGAUUGCAUGAGUACAUGGAACAUUUUUCAGGAUUUGAACCCACUCAAAUUCUGUUACUGUGCUAUAAAACAUUUGCAUACAAGACACAUGGUGUCGUAAAAUAAAAAGUGACACAUUUUUGUUCAUCUGUA
Messenger RNA from Liolophura sinensis, 3858 nucleotides. RefSeq names its product four-jointed box protein 1-like. Bases 1022 to 2851 code for a protein of 609 amino acids. Gene Ontology annotation, biological process: cell-cell signaling. Lineage: Eukaryota; Metazoa; Mollusca; Polyplacophora; Chitonida; Chitonidae. The record is from RefSeq and is a predicted model, not a curated record. The transcript has a single exon.